Molecule: messenger RNA, 13545 nt
Organism: Esox lucius (northern pike)
Lineage: Eukaryota; Metazoa; Chordata; Actinopteri; Esociformes; Esocidae
Gene: vps13c
Product: vacuolar protein sorting 13 homolog C
Exons: 87
Coding region: 103-11517 (3804 amino acids)
Biological process (GO): protein targeting to vacuole; protein retention in Golgi apparatus; mitochondrion organization
Cellular component (GO): extrinsic component of membrane
Source: RefSeq, a predicted model, not a curated record
GCAUCCUGCUACGAGAAAGCGCUCAAGGAAGAUCACGGGAUAGUAUUGGCACUGUAGCGCUUACCCUAUAACAAGGGGUAUAGUGCUGACCACGAAUCCACAAUGGUUUUCGAAUCUCUUGUCAGUGAUCUCCUAAACAGGUUUAUCGGAGACUAUGUGGAAAACCUCGACAAGUCCCAGCUGAAGAUAGGCAUUUGGGGAGGCAAUGUUGUUCUGGAAAACCUGAAAGUUAAAGAAAACGCUUUGAGUGAGCUAGAUGUUCCGUUUAAAGUGAAAGCCGGGCAGAUUGGGAAACUGACCUUGAAGAUCCCUUGGAAAAACUUGUACAAUGAUGCUGUAGUCGCAACGUUAGAUGGUCUGUAUCUGCUUGUGGUUCCUGGAGCAACGGAGUCUCAGUUCUAUUCAGAAAGUCCCUACAAUGCAAUAAAGUAUGAUGCAGCGAAGGAGGAGCGUUACCAGCAGGAGGCCAAGCAAAAGGAGCUGCAGCGUAUUGAGGAGGCGUUGCAGAUGGCCGCGCGAAGAGACUCUCAGACGGGAGAGCUGGUGUUUAAUCUGGAGAGUGUUGUGUACAAGGACCCGCCACGCGGAAUUAAGAGUAAAAAACACAAAAAAGGCUUUAAGAGUUUGAAGUCUUUAAAACGUCAUGAAAACAAACAAGAAAAGCCCCAGCAAGAAGAGAAGAAGGACACAUUUGCUGAGAAGUUGGCCACGCAAGUCAUCAAAAACCUGCAAGUCAAGGUUACCAGCAUCCAUCUCAGAUAUGAGGAUGAUAUAUCUGACCCCCAGCGACCUCUGUCCAUGGGAGUGACCCUGGCCGAGCUGAGUCUGCAGACAACAGAUGAGAACUGGAAGACGUGUAUAUUGAAUGAGGCCGCCAAAAUCAUCUACAAGCUGGGCCGUCUAGAAUGUUUGUGUGCCUACUGGAACGUCAACAGUCCAAUCUUCUACAGAGGAUCCUGGCAGGAGAUAGUGGAAAAAUUGAAGGCCGACAUCAGUACUAAGGACCAAGAGAUGAAAGACUACCAAUAUAUUUUUAAACCCAUCUUUGCUUCAGCUAAAAUGGUCAUCAACCCCAAUGCUGAGAUUGAGCUGAAGACCCCAAAAGCCAAGUUGUAUUUGGAGGUUCAGAAUAUAGCAAUAGAGAUGACCAAACCACAGUACCUUACAAUGGUAGACCUGUUGGAGUCUAUAGACUGCAUGGUGAAGAAUGGACCAUACAGGAAGUACAGACCUGACGUCCCCAUACACACCAAUGCCAAACAAUGGUGGAGGUACUGUUUGAACAGUGUCCUGGAGGUCCAUAUCAGGCGCUUCAACCGCAUGUGGUCCUGGGCCAACAUCAGGAAGCACCGGCAAACACUGAAAGCCUACAAAGCGUCCUACAAGGCGAAGCUGCUGACGCCGCCGGGCAAGCUGAGAGACGACCAGGAGAAGCAGAUUCAGGACCUGGAGAAGAGCCUGGACGUGUUCAACAUCACCUUAGCCCGGCAGCAAGCACAGAUGGAGGUGAUCCGGUCGGGCCAGAAAGUGGUGGCUAAGAAGGCCGCCGUGGCGCCCAAGCAGGGUGGAGGGUUCUUCAGCAGCUUCUUUGGGAAGAAGGAGGCAAAGAAAAAAGAGCAGGAGCAGGACACCAUAGAAGAAGACCGUACAGCCAUUGAAGAUUUGAUGUCGGCUGAAGAGAAGGCUAAACUCUACACUGCCAUUGGAUACAGUGGUAGCUCUCACAACCUGGCUUUACCCAAACAGUAUGUAGCAGUGAUUGUGACCUUCAAGCUGUUUCGUACAUCCAUCACCGUGAGAGAGGAACCCAACAUUCCAGAGAUCCUCAAGAUCCAGAUGAUUGACCUCAGCACCACUGUCUCCCAGAGACCCGGGGCCCAGGCCAUCAAAGUGGAGGCGGCGCUGGAGCACUGGUACGUGACGGGUCUGCAGCAGCAGGGGGCCAUCCCGUCCCUCAUAGCCUCUGUAGGCGACUCCACCUCCUCCCUGCUGUCCAUCCGCUUUGAGCUCAACCCAGAGGACAGCACGGCUGACCAGCUGCUGAGGGUGCACUCCCAGCCCGUUGAGAUAGUCUACGACGCGUUGACAGUGAACUGCAUGGCCGAGUUCUUCAAGACCGAGAAGGGAGUGGAUCUGGAGGUGCUGACCUCGGCUACUCUUUCCAAACUGGAGGAGAUCAAGCAGAAAACUGCCACUGGUCUGUCACACAUCAUAGAGACCCGUAAGAUACUGGACCUGAGGAUCGAUUUAAAGCCUUCAUACCUGCUGCUGCCGAAAUCUGGCUUCUUCAGCGCUAACUCUGACCUGAUGAUCAUCGACUUCGGUAGUUUACAGCUGGUGAGUGUGGACCAGGGCUCCAGCCAGCCACUGUCACCCAGCUUCAGUUCUCUGGAGGAGAUCAUGGACCGGGCCUACGAGAGAUAUUCCCUGGAGCUACGCAGUGUGCAGAUUCUGUACAGCAAGUCAGGUGAGGCAUGGAAGGCAGCUCGUCAACAUGGCUCCUCUAUCCAGCACAUCCUUCAGCCGAUGGACUUCAACCUCCAGCUGGCCAAAUGUAUGGUGGAGAAGGAUGCCAGAAUGGCCAGGUUCAAAGUGUCUGGCGAGCUUCCUCUGCUCCAUGUGAAGAUCUCCGACCAGAAGAUCCAGGGAGUGUGGGACCUGGUCAACAGCAUCCCCCUCCCCCAGAGCAGUUCAACCCCGUCCACCCCCACGGAGAAGGGGCUGUCUUUGACCAAGGCCCGACCAAAUGUCCUGGGUUUGAAACCUCAAGUGCUGCUGGAAGCAUUAGAGACCGACUCCGAUGAUGAUCAGUUUUAUAUGUCAUUAGACGAGGAACACAAGCCCGCGACUGCAGAGGAGCUGACAGAUGUCCAGUUCAAGUUUGAAGUUAAAUCGGUUCUGUUGGAGUUGACCCGUCAGGCUGACCAGGAAAACACUGUGCUAGCACUCAGCGUGUCUCAGCUGGGGGCAGAGGGCAAGAUGAGAACCUUUGACCUCACCAUAACCUCCUACCUUCGCAGGGUUGGCCUGGACUAUUAUGAGAUACGAGACACCAAUAAUCAACCUCUGCACCUGAUCAGCUCGUCGGACAAGCAGGGUUCAGACCUGCUGAAGGUGGAGUACACCAAAGCUGAUAUCAAUGGGCCGAAUUUCAAAACCAUGUUUGACAACACUGAACAAACACUGAAGGUGGAAUUCUCCUCCCUGGACCUCCUCCUCCACACCAAGGCUCUCCUCUCCACCAUCAAUUAUUUGAAUACAGCCCUUCCUCAGGAGCUGUCAGCCUCCAAGGACAGGGAGACCAGGAAACAGGUGGAGAAGGCUGGACAGGGAAGGACAAUGUCAAAAGGAGCAAAGGACACCAACGUGUUCAACUUCAAGCUGUUUGCUAUGCUAGGUUCAUUCCGAGUGGAGGUCUGUGACGACCGAAGGAACAUUGCUGAUAUCAGAAUACAGGGCAUUGAUGCAUCAGUUAUGGUCCAGGCCAAGGAGACAGCCGUGUUCACCAGGCUCAGGGACAUUGUCGUGAUGGACGUCGAUCCGAAAACCAUCCACAAAAAGGCUGUGUCCAUCGUGGGGGAGGAGGUUUUCAGCUUCAUGUUGUCCCUGUACCCUGUCGCAACAGAGGGGGAGGGCUACUCUGACACCACCAAGGUGGAUGGGAAGGUUACCAUGAGGCUGGGCUGCAUCCAGGUCAUCUACCUGCACAAGUUCCUCAUGUCCCUGCUGGCCUCUUAUAGCUAUCAGUAUCCCUCUUCUGAUGAGACGUUCGUGGACAACUUCCAGACGGCCAAAGAGGCGGUGAGCGCGGCCACGGCCCAGGCGGCAGAGAGGGCAGCCUCCAGCGUCAGGGACUUUGCCCAGAAGAGCUUCCGUCUCUCCAUGGACAUCAGGCUGAAGGCCCCCCUCAUCAUCAUCCCCCAGUCCUCCACCUCCCACAAUGCACUUGUCGUGGACCUGGGGCUCAUCACGGUUGGUAACAGUUUCAGUCUGGUGACUGCCCCAGGGUUCCCGCUUCCAGCUGUGUUAGAGGAGAUGCAUGUCAACCUGACACAGCUUAAACUGUCCAGGACCACGCUGAAGCAAGGCUCCCCACUGACAGACAUUGAGAUCCUCCAGCCAAUCAAUUUAGAGCUGUGUGUUGAACGGAACCUGGCCUUUUCCUGGUACAACCAGAUCCCUGGAGUGAAGGUCCAAGGAGUUCUCAAGUCCAUGAAUAUGUCUCUAGGUCAAGGGGACUUUGGUGUUCUGAUGAAGAUACUAGUGGAGAACAUAGGAGAGGGAAGCAAAGAGCACAGCAGAGAUGUCAGCAGACAGGUGGCCAGAGACAAAGCAGAGCUGGCUGAGCAGAAGCAGCAGCUAGAGACGGUGGAGUUGGUGUCUGCUCCUCUGGAGGCUGUUCCGGGACAGUGUGCUGCCGUCACCAACGGAGGAGACCUGGAGGACACCACCGUCAACAUGCUGCUUAACCUGGAGAUCAUGGAGGUGGUUCUGACGCUGAAAAAGUCCAUGUCCGAUCAGAAGGAGAGUCCAUUUCUGGUCCUCCAUGUUGCCCAGCUGGGUAUCGACACCAAGGUCAGGAAGUAUGACAUGGUGACCACCACAUAUAUCAACAAGAUCUCCAUGAAGUGCCUGGAAUUCAACGAUUCCAAUGGUGAAGCCCUGUGUCUUAUCAACUCCUCUGUGGAAUAUGGGGCUGAUCUUCUCAAAGUCCAAUACUUCAAGGCUGACAGAAAUGGGCCAAAGUUUUCCUCUGUUUACCAGAACACUGAGCAGAUGAUCAAUGUAACUUUCACCUCCCUGGAUCUCCUGCUCCACACAGAGGCUCUCCUCUCCACCAUGGACUUCCUGACUUCAGCCCUCUCCUCAGGGAGCCCCCCCCCCUCCCCGGAGGAGCCCAGACACAAGUCAGAGGAGAGCAGCAGAGCCGUCUCCACCAAGUCAACGGCGCUGGGUUCUCCGUCAGACAGCGACGUCAUCGACCUGAAGGUGACCAUGCAGCUGGGAGCGUUCAGUGUCUUGGUCUGUGACCAGAGCUGUAACAUGGCUGAUAUCAAGAUACAAGGACUCAAUGGGUCCCUUCUCAUGCAAGGGCCCCAAACCCACUUUGCUGCCAGCCUUCGGGAUUUCAUCAUAACCAACGUUGAUCCAAAAAGUAUCCACAAAAAGGCCAUCUCGAUCGUAGGAGACGAGGUGUUCAGUUUCAGUAUGAGUCUGACCCCCAAGGCCACAGAGGGAGCCGGCUAUGCAGACACCGCGAAGACCGACGGAAAGGUCCGGCUCAGUGUGGGCUGCAUCCAGGUCGUCUACCUCCACAAGUUCCUCAUGUCCCUGCUGAAUUUCAGCAACAACUUCCAGACGGCCAAAGAGGCGGUGAGCGCGGCCACAGUCCAGGCGGCAGAGAGGGCAGCCUCCAGCGUCAGGGACUUUGCCCAGAAGAGCUUCCGUGUCUCCAUGGACAUCAGGCUGAAGGCCCCCCUCAUCAUCAUCCCCCAGUCCUCCACCUCCCACAAUGCACUGGAAGUGGACCUGGGGCUCAUCACCGUGGGCAACAGCUUUUCUCUGCUUCCUGUGGAUGGUUGUCCACUUCCUGCUGUCAUUGAUCACAUGGACGUGCAGCUCACCCAGCUCAAGCUCUCCAGGCUCUACAUGGAUCCGAAUUCAUCUCAGCCCAGAGCCGAGCUGCUGAAGCCAGUCAAUCUGGUUCUGAUGGUGAAGAGGAACCUGGCUGCUGCAUGGUACCAGAAAAUGGCUGCCAUAGAGAUAGACGGAGACCUCAAACCCAUGAAGGUCGCCCUGAGUCAGGAUGACUUGACGGUGCUGUUGAGGAUCCUGACGGAGAACAUUGGCGAAGCCAGCAGCCUGCUGCCAGACAAAAACACCAGCUCUGACACAGCAGCCCUGAGGCAGGGCGCUACAGUGACACUCAAAACAGACUACCUGAAAGAUGGCACUGGGAAGGUGGCUGAGAUUCCAGGUGAAAAUCUGUAUGAGGAGCCUUUGGAAACCAUGAAGUUCAACUUCAACAUUGAGUCCCUGGGGUUGGUGCUGUACAGCAAUGACCCUGAGCAGAUGCCAGCACCAGUUUCUCAGCACCAGGAGAGGCUGUGUCUGGGGGAGUUUACCCUGCACCAGAUGAAGGCUUCAGGGAAGAUGUUCAACAGUGGGGCGAUGGAGGUCACCACCAUCCUGACGACUUGCACCCUGGACGACAUGAGGACCGGCACACCUAGAGUCACGUCGCGGAUGGUUGGAAAGCGUGACGAGGAGAGCAAGGAGGCCAUGAUCGACGUGUCAUUCAAGCAGAGUGCCAGCGAGCGCCAGGUGGUGGCGGUGCUACAGAAGCUUUAUCUCUGUGCCAGUGUGGAGUUCCUCGAGGCCGUGGCGGACUUCUUCAUCCAGGCGCUGCCACAGAGCCCUGGCCAGGCCGUGCCCACUAACACCAUGCCAGACCUGGCGAAGACCAGCCAGCUGCCCCUGAAGCAGCUGGCAGAGCCCAGGGAUAGAGCAAACCCUAACCUCGUGACAGCCUCCGGCCCCAGAACCAAGCUGCGUGCGGUGAUCGUGGACCCAGAGGUGGUGUUCGUGGCCAGUCUGAUGAAGGCGGACGCCCCUGCCCUGGUGGCCUCCUUCCAGUGUGACUUCAGUCUGACCCUGGAUCCAGAGGUCGGCCCGGGGGCCCCUGGGGGCCAGAGCAUGAGGGCCAACCUCAGAGAGCUCAAAGUUCUGGCCUGUCCCUUCAUCAGGACCAAGGGGAGCCAGGCAGUCACCACGGUACUACGGCCAUGCUCUGUUGUCCUGGAAACCAAAACUCAGUCCAACCAACCGAUGAGCGGCUCUGUGACUGUAGAGGAAGUCAUUAUCAAAAUCUCCCCGGUUAUCCUGAACACCGUCAUGACCAUAACAGCCGCCAUGACGGCUAAAUCCAAAGACAGUGGCGGGGAGAAGGAGGGGACAGACAUCAGUCGUCUGUGGUCCGUCCUGAACAUCUACACCUGUAAUUACUGGUUCCUGGGCGUGGAUUCCGCUAGCGAGGUGACGGAGAGUUUCACUGACCAGGACGGACGCAAUGUUGGGGAGAGUUUCAACGUGGACGUGAAGGUGGUUCAGCUCACCCUGGAGUCCGGUCUGGGUCACAGGACGGUCCCUCUGCUCCUGGCGGAGAGCUCCCUCUCCGGGACGGCCAAGAACUGGUCCUCCCUUCUGUGCCUGUCCGCUGACAUGACCCUGGAGGUGAACUACUUCAACGAGACACAUGCGGUCUGGGAGCCGCUGGUGGAGAGGGUGGAGGACGGCACGCGCAGAUGGAACCUCAAACUACAGAUGAAGACCCACCCUGUGCAGGAUAAAAGCCCGGUACCUGGCGACGACUUCACAGUGGUCCCCGAGGCACGCACCGCCAUCAACAUCUGCUCCAAAGACACUAUGAAUAUUACCAUCUCCAAGUGCUGUCUCAAUGUAUUCAACAACCUAGCCAAGGCAUUCUCAGAGGGCACCGCCUCGACCUUUGACCAUAGUCUGAAGGAGAAGGCCCCGUUCACCGUCCGGAACGCGCUGGGAAUCCCCCUGGUUGUGCAGCACAGUGCCAACCUGCGUGUCAUGGCGUCCCCUGGUCCGGGCAAGACCCAUGAGGUGGCCGCCGGGCAAAGUGUGGACAUGUUCGAAGGCGCGUUCGACCGCCCGGCACGGGGGAAACUGUCCGCCCUGCAGCGCCAGGAGAGCUGCUUCUUCAACCUCAGCAUCGCUCCUGAGGGUUUCCGUGAGAUCUCCAACAUUGCGGUGGACAAACCUGGCCGACGCUUGUAUAACAUGAGGAGCCCAAGUUUACCGGAGAUUGUGUCUGUGCUCCUGCAGAUCGAUGCCUCAGAGGGAAACAAAGUCAUCACAGUGCGCUCUCCGUUACAGAUCCAAAACCAUUUCUCUCUGCCAUUUGCCAUCCUGAAGUACUGCCCUACCUCCAAAGGUUUGGUGAAUGUAGGAAUAGCAGAGCCUGAGAAGGAGUUUCACGUACCCCUGGACUCAUACAGAUGUCAGCUGUUCCUCCAGCCAGUGGGUCGUCUAGACGGCCAGUACGGUCCCUCGUCCACCUGUGUUGCCUGGAAGGAGCAGGUCCACGUCAGCUCUGAGGUGAGGUCCCUCCUCCAGUGUCCGUCAGCCGACAGUAGCUUCCUGCCUCUUCAGGUGGCUACUCUAGCCACUCCCGACCAGCUGGCGUUUAUCUCCAGCCAGGGAGAAGAAGACUGGGACCCGGCUUACGUCAUCCACCUUCACCCCACCGCAACACUGAGGAACCUCCUGCCUUACACCAUCAGAUAUCUACUGGAGGGUUCUGCCGAGUUCCACGAACUGCAGGAAGGCAACACGUCGGACAUACUCAACGCUCGUAUCAGAGGUGAGGUCAUGGAGUUGGCCCUGGUCAAGUACCAGGGCCGUAACUGGUGCGGACGAAUCCUCAUAUCCCAGGACAUGGCCGAGUUCUUCCCUGUCAACUUCACGUGCGACACGGACGAAUCGCUUACCGUGGAUGUGAGCGUGCACGUAGAACGGCCACCUGGCCGCCUGACGCUGUCCGUGUUCAGCCCCUACUGGAUCAUCAACAAGACGUCCAGGGUCCUGCAGUACCGAGCGGAAGAAGUGUUGGUGAAACACGCCUCGGACUUCAGGGACGUCGUCCUCUUCUCCUUCAAGAAGAAGAACAUCUUCAGCAAGAACAAGCUGCAGCUCUGUGUAUCCACUAGUUCCUGGUCUGAUGGCUUCUCAUUGGACACCGUGGGAAGUUAUGGGUGUGUCAGGUGCCCUGGCAACAACAUGGACUUCUUGGUGGGAGUGAGUAUUCAGAUGAGCAGUUUCAACCUGACGAGGGUUGUGACCAUGAGUCCAUUCUUCACGCUGGUCAACAAGUCCCAGUACGAGCUGGAGGUGGGCGAGGCCCAGGAUGAGGGCAGCGCCAACGGGAAAUGGCACUACAUCUCCUCCACAGAGUGUCUCCCCCUCUGGCCGGAGCAGACCACGGGGAAGCUGUGUGUCCGGGUUGUCGGAUCUGAAUCCAGCUCCAAGUCCUUCUUCUUCAACAAACAGGACAAUGGCACUCUGCUCUGUAUGGACAAGUAUGGCGGUGUGAUCGUGGACGUGAAUAUCUCGGACCACUCAACUGUGAUCAGCUUCACUGACUACUACGAGGGAGCGGCCCCUGCCCUCAUAGUCAACCACACCCCCUGGCUGACUGUCACCUUCAGGCAGAGUGGAUGUACGGAGUCCAGAGAGCUGAAGCCAGGAGAGGCUCAGAGGUUUGCCUGGGACAAUCCCGCAGGUGUCCGCAGACUCAGCUGGAACUGUCAGGAGCACAGCAGUGGGGAGCUGGACCUGGUCAAGGAUGAGUGUGGUCAGUUUGCAUAUGAUGGACUGUCUGAAGUCCACUGGGUGUCCUUCCUGGAUGGACGACAGCGGGUGCUGCUUUUCACCGAGGAUGUUGCCGUGGUUACCAAGGCACGGCAGGCGGAAGAGCUCGAGCAGUUCCAACAGGAAGUGAAUGUGUCCCUCCAGAACCUGGGCUUGUCACUUAUCAACAACGACAACCGCCAAGAGAUCGCCUACGUUGGCAUCACCAGUUCCGGCGUGGUUUGGGAGAUGAGGCCUAAGAACCGCUGGAAGUCCUUUAAGCAGAGGAACAUCAGGCUGUUGGAGAAGGCCUACCAGAAACACCUGACUGGAGGAACUCCGGAGCCUGGCUGGGUCAGACUAGAGAACAACAUAGAGGUGAACUUUGGAAAGGUUCCCAUGGUUAUGCGUCAGCCUUUUUCAUGUCAUAUCAGAAGGAACUUCCUGUCUGGUAUUCAGGUGGAGUUCAAACAGUCACCUCACCAGAGGAGUCUUCGGGCCCAGCUGCACUGGCUACAGGUGGACAACCAGCUCCCGGGGGCCAUAUUUCCUAUUGUCUUUCACCCUGUCCCUCCUCCCAAAUCCAUUGCCUUGGACUCUGAACCAAAGCCUUUCAUAGAUGUCAGCAUCAUCACCAGGUUUAAUGAGCACAGUCAAGUGAUGCAGUUCAAAUACUUCAUGGCUCUGGUGCAGGAGAUGGCUGUGAAGAUCGACCAGGGUUUCUUAGGAGCCAUCUUGGCCAUGUUCACGCCCACCGCUGAGACGCACGUUGACAAACAGAAGACGAAGCUGAUCCAGAAGGACUUGGAGAUGUUGCAAGCUGAACUCAUGGAGGCGUCCAUGACAGACAACUCAGGGUUAAGCUUCUUUGAACACUUCCACAUCUCACCCAUCAAAUUACACCUGAGUCUGUCUCUGGGCUCCAGUGGGGAUGAGUCUGGACAGGAGGAGAUGGUCGCCAUCCAGUCAGUCAACCUGCUGCUGAAAAGCAUCGGAGCUACUCUCACAGACGUGGACGACCUCAUCUUCAAACUUGCCUUCUUCGAGGUACGGUAUCAGUUCUACAGGAGAGAAAAGCUGAUGUGGGCUGUGAUUCGACAUUACAGCGAGCAGUUCCUGAAGCAGAUGUAUGUCCUGGUGCUGGGCCUGGAUGUUCUGGGAAAUCCAUUUGGGAUGAUCAGAGGCCUGUCGGAAGGAGUGGAGGCCUUUUUCUAUGAGCCCUUCCAGGGAGCGGUCCAGGGACCUGAGGAGUUUGCAGAGGGCUUUGUGAUCGGAGUACGCAGUCUACUGGGUCAUACUGUUGGUGGCGCUGCAGGCAUGGUGUCUCGUAUCACUGGCUCAGUGGGUAAAGGACUGGCUGCUAUCACAAUGGAUAAAGAGUACCAGCAGAAGCGAAGAGAGGAGAUGAACCGACCGCCCAGAGAUUUUGGGGAGAGUCUGGCCAAGGGGGGCAAAGGCUUCCUAAAGGGGAUGGUUAGUGGGGUAACGGGCAUCGUCACGAAACCUGUCGAAGGGGCCAAGAAGGAGGGAGCGGCGGGGUUCUUCAAGGGCAUCGGCAAAGGUCUGGUGGGAGUGGUGGCCAGACCUACAGGGGGCAUUGUAGACAUGGCAUCCAGCACCUUCCAGGGAAUCCAGAGGGUGGCAGAGUCAACAGAGGAAGUGACCAAGCUGAGGCCAGUCAGACUGAUCCAAGAGGAUGGAAUCAUCAGACCUUACGACCAGGAGGAGGCCAAGGGUUACGACUUAUUCCAGAGGUCUGAGAUAAAACCACUGGAAGGGGAGGUCUUCAGGGAACACUGUCUGUACCCUGGACACAAGAAGACCAACAUCAUAGUGACCAACAGGAGAGUGAUGUGUGUGAAGGAGAUCGAGUGUGUGGGGCACUUCAACAAAGAGUGGGAGUGCUUGUUUGAGCAUUUCUCCAGGCCCCCGUACGUGGAGGGAGCGGACCUGAAACUCUACUGCAAGGAGCCGAACAAAUUAUUCCAACGUAGAGAUGGACCGGAGCCCAUGAGAGUCCUGCAACUCAAGAACUCUGUCACUGCCCAGAGACUGUGUCAGGCCAUAGACCAAGCUCAGCUCGCCCGCCGGCAGCGCAGGAUGGUGAAGCAAAAAUCCCAGCGCUUUCUCAACGAAUAGUGUUGAUAUCACCACCAGCGUGGAUGAUGACGGCUGGUCAGCACCGACACACGGCAAGACGCAGCAGCUGCCGGGAAUGACGUUGUCGCUGCCUCAUCAGUUUCCCAACACACAUCUGGGCUACAGAUGAGCUUCACAGGUUCUGUUUGCGGUCCUGUUAACUAAUGAAACAUAGUAACUGCUGCCUGCCGUGUGUGUGUGUGUGUGUGUGUGUGUGUGUGUGUGUGUGGUUCUAAGUUUUCCCAACUUAGAACCAGUGAUUGUAAGUUGGGAAAACGGUACAGUAGAAGAGACAAUUGAUAUAAGAUGAGGUAGAAUGUGUUUUUGUUGUUUGUCCUGCACUUCCUUUUUCAUGUUUAUAACCAUCUUUUGGAAUUAUGUGUGUAUAUGAUUAUGUAAUCUGAAUGCUGUAAAAAGACAGAUGUGAAGGCGCAAAGGAUUAUGGAAACGUUUUCAUUGCUUUGUUAUGGUUUCUCAUUUGUAGGAAAUAUGCACUUAAGUUUCAUGAAUGGUCAUUUCAGUGAAAAAUGCUUUGUCUUGGUGGGGGAUGAUUCUUGAAGUCCAAGGGAGCAUUAGGCUUCAUCAUGCCUGGUUUCUACCGAGGUCUGCACUUAAAACUAUCAAAGAUAAUUUAACAAGUGUGUUGUUUGUCUGUAAAUUUGUUUAGUGCUCCUUGACUGUAUCUUUUGUUUCAGUGACAGAGAGUCUACCGAUAUAAAUGUAGGUCUGUUAUAAUUCAGAUACAUUUGAUUUCAGUCACUAUAAUGUCAGUGUUGAUCUUUUUUUUUAUUCCCGAAAGAAAAAACAAAAUAGUUGUAGUCCAGUCAUGCCACUUGUGGCCCAGGGACCUAAGUGGCAUAGCUGGUGAAGACACUUCCUGUCUGUCCAGCCUUUCAUAUCCUAAUCAAUAUAGACCAAGCCAGUGGUCUUUCAAGGGUGGAGCGAACUACCACUGUCCAGGAUGGCUGUCAGACAGGAUUGCCUUGUCUUGCGGCUCUCCAGCCACUUCAUGUGGUAAGCUUGCUAGCUUAAUUGUGAUGAUUGGCCAAAGCCAGCACUAUCCUCCAAGCGUGUAGGUUAUGGAAAACGCCCUGGUUGAAUGAUUCGUCUAAUAAAUGUAGACGAACCUGGUGGGAUGUACCCCAGAGAAUACAUCCGGUUCUUUGACUCUCCCGGAGCACGCUGGGUAGUUGCUGCGAUUAAGCAAAGCCGUGAACAUGAACUGGACAUGGCUAAAUUUGGCAGGGGGGAAAGGAGGGCAAAGUUGAGAGAAAAUAUGGGCUACUUUUGAAUGGGUGCCUUGACCUUUUGCCCAAUCACAAAUGGCCCUACUGUUAGUCCUUCUCCAUGCAGUUUCAUAGACCAGACGUAGAGUACCAGAUGGAUGUCUGGAGUGGUGGUUUGCUAGGGUGAUGGAGAUUAAUGUUUCAGCUGAUCACUGCCUUGGAAAGUUAUGAGUUCAAAUCAAUGCUGAGACAAUAUAUUUUGGGCUCUUAAGGAUUUCCAAAAUGUGUACCCCUUUAUUCAGCUGUUAAAAAAUGAACUCCUAACCAUAACACACAAUUUUUCACCAAUAUCACUAACGUUGUAAUUUUUAACAUACUAGUGCACCUUUUUCUUUCCUUUCCAAAAAAGUUGAAACGGAAAGUUUUGAGAAAGGGACAGAAGCGUUCGAUUUGCAGUGGUCUCUUUAUUCUAACCCUUCUGUUCCUCUCAAAACCUUCCUUUUAAACUUUUUUGGGAAGGAAAGAAAAAGGUGCAGUGGUCUCUUAAUUUUUUCCGGAGCUGAAUACGUUUAGCAAGUUUGUAACAUUCUUUUAGCAAUUGCUAUGACCAAAGAUAUGGAUUGCAAUAGAAAUGAAUACAUGAAAUACAAAUCAUACGUUACUGAUGUCAGAGUCCCAGACAUUUGUAUGCUAUGCUACGCUGCUUCCUCUGUAUCAUGUCACAAUGCUCUAAUUCCUUCCUUCCACAACUGAUUAUUUUUCAACCCAAUGAAGCCAGUCUAUUAAACUGAUAUACAAUGAA